AUGCCUCCCAGGAAGGCGUGCGAUAUAUGUUUUAAGCGAAAGAUCCAAUGUUCGAUCCCCAGCCCUGGCGUCCCGUGUGACUGGUGCAGCAAUCAGGAAAUCCCGUGCACAUUUACCAGACCGCCGCAGAAGAGAAAACAUGCAACCACGCCUGAUGCAGUUUGUGUCUUGAGUCGCCGGGUCGAGCAGCUCGAGGCGGAGCUGGCUCGCAGGAAUGCCGAGGGUCAAUUAGCAUCGCCGGAAAGUGACGCAACUCGAACAGAAGAGUCUGUUGCAUCGCAGACGGAUUUUUCUGCGCAAGAGGUCUCUGAAAGCGAGAGUGGCGUGCCCAGCUCGCUGCAACUUGGGCGAAGCUGGUACUUUAGGGGCAUGCAAUUAUUGUCGAAAAAGGGUCAGCAAUGGAUUGAAUCGAAAACUGGGCAAACAGCGCCUUUGAAAGAGUAUGUGGCGUUUGACGGGGUCAAAGUGCAUACCGCCAGCUCGCAAGAAAAUCGUGGUCCCGCCAGGACACUGCCCGACAAACAAGCAACAAAUGCAAUAAUCGAUGCAUUUUUCAAGCACAGUGUUCAUCCAGUGUUGGACCACACGCUCAUAUACGCAACCGUCGAAGAGGCGUACAGUCUCCCAAAGUCUUUGCCCGCUCAGGCAUGUGUCUGGGCUCUUCAUACCUGGAGCGAUUCGCCUUCUACAAAAGCCCAGACAUACGAAGCUGAAGCUGUUGUUCAAUGCCGAUCGCUGCUUGAGAGAAUGGGCUGGGAACCCAGUUUGGAAGCACUUCAAGCAAUACUCUUGCUGGUAUAUCGUCGCCUUUAUUUCAACAUGCAAGAUGGAUUACUGCAUGCGGCUGCCUGUCAGAUGGCCUGUGAUUUGAGAAAUACCCUUUCGCCAGAUUCCAAGGACCUAGGCAUGGUCCGCAAGCGCCGACAUCUCGAGGUCAUUUUCGGCCUCUGCUAUACCCUGGAUAAAGAUAUUGCCCUGCGAUCCGGCCAACCACCUCGAUUGACCGAAGAUUAUUGCGACUUAGCUUUCAUCACAGAGUCCGACUACCCCGAGCUGCGGUUGAGUCUCGUCAAAGAGAGAACGUGUCGUCUUCUCUACUCACAGAAGGCGGCAAAACUCUCGGACGGCGAGAUUCUGCAGUAUAUCCGGCAGCUGGAUGACGAACUCGAGCAAUGGAGGCUGUCUGUUCCCAUGUCGAUACGUCCCAGGCUGAGCACGCCCGACUCGGCGGGGGGCAUGGACCGACAGCUCAUUCAGUUACAGCUAGACUACCACUGCACUCUCAUAUCUAUCCACACCAUGGUUCGGAGAUGCGGUGCAAGCAACAAAGAGCUGCCAGAGGAUUUACACAGCGUCGUGCAUUCGAGCGUCGACCUCUCCUUGGAAGCAGGUCGGUCGACGUUGAUGUUUCUCAAAUCUACUCUCAGCUCACUCGGAGAACAAGCUUUCCGGCACAUUCAGUGGUAUUCACCGGUGGCCGCCAUGGCUCUGUUCGUCGACAUUCUCGUGCACCCGCUCGGCGACAGCGCGCAGGCAGACUUGGACACAAUGAAGCAGUCGGCUGGCGUCUUUCAAAAUAUCCCGGCCAGUUCCCUUUUCCAUGUUGAAACACAGCAAAUGCAGACGCUGAGUGGCUUCAUCAUGGAGCUGGUACGGCUGGCAAGCUGCGCCAUCUGGAAGGCAAGACAGGCAAACAUGGGCUGGCAACACGACACAAAGUAA
This is a messenger RNA of Akanthomyces muscarius, 1722 nucleotides long. RefSeq lists its product as uncharacterized. Gene Ontology annotation, molecular function: zinc ion binding; DNA binding; DNA-binding transcription factor activity, RNA polymerase II-specific. Bases 1 to 1722 code for a protein of 573 amino acids. The transcript is spliced from 5 exons. Gene Ontology annotation, biological process: DNA-templated transcription; regulation of DNA-templated transcription. The record is from RefSeq and is a predicted model, not a curated record. NCBI's taxonomy places the organism in Eukaryota, Fungi, Ascomycota, Sordariomycetes, Hypocreales, Cordycipitaceae.